This is a messenger RNA of Acanthosepion pharaonis, 1539 nucleotides long. The record is from the annotation of a GenBank genome assembly. NCBI's taxonomy places the organism in Eukaryota, Metazoa, Mollusca, Cephalopoda, Sepiida, Sepiidae.
AUGAUUUUCCAACUUCAGCAGAGAACUCUAAGAUACCAUUAUCAUAUUAGUUGGUCUACAUCCAAAAAGAUAGGCACUAAGGCCUACAAACAAUAUCUAUUCCAUUCUGUCUAUCCAUUCCUUCUGGCCUUCUCUUGUAGACUUUCUUCCCUUCCUUUUUUUUUUCUCUUCACCUCAAUUUUAUCCAUUCCUUCCUUAUUUUCUUUAAAAAUUCAAACAGAAAUUUAUUUUUUCUUUCUUUCUCUUUUAUGCAUUUCUUCUUUCUCUUUCUCAAAGACACCGUUCCUUUCUAUCUCUUCUUCCUCUUUCAUUUGUUCCUUCUCUCCCUUUCUCAGAGACACUCUUCAUUUCUUUCCCUUUUUCUUUCUUUUUCAUAUCGUCAAACGUAAUUAUUUCUUCUCUUUCCCCUUUCAACACAAACCCUAUUUCUUUCUCUUCCUUUCAUCCAUUCUUUCCUUGAGGGCCCGUCUACACUGCAUCUUCCUUUCUUCCUCUUAUCCUCAUCCAUACCUUCCUUCCUUCCUUCCUUUCUCUUAUCCUCAUCCAUACCUUCCUUCCUUCCUUCCUUUCUCUUAUCCUCAUCCAUACCUUCCUUUCUUUCUCUUAUCCUCAUCCAUACCUUCCUUUCUUCCUCUUAUCCUCAUCCAUACCUUCCUUCCUUCCUCUUAUCCUCAUCCAUACCUUCCUUCCUUCCUUCCUCUUAUCCUCAUCCAUACCUUCCUUCCUUUCUUCCUCUUAUCCUCAUCCAUACCUUCCUUCCUUUCUUCCUCUUAUCCUCAUCCAUACCUUCCUUCCUUUCUUCCUCUUAUCCUCAUCCAUACCUUCCUUCUUUCUUCCUCUUAUCCUCAUCCAUACCUUCCUUUUCUUCCUCUUAUCCUCAUCCAUACCUUCCUUCCUUUCUUCCUCUUAUCCUCAUCCAUACCUUCCUUCCUUUCUUCCUCUUAUCCUCAUCCAUACCUUCCUUCCUUUCUUCCUCUUAUCCUCAUCCAUACCUUCCUUCCUUUCUUCCUCUUAUCCUCAUCCAUACCUUCCUUCCUUUCUCUUAUCCUCAUCCAUACCUUCCUUCCUUUCUUCCUCUUAUCCUCAUCCAUACCUUCCUUUCUUCCUCUUAUCCUCAUCCAUACCUUCCUUCCUUUCUUCCUCUUAUCCUCAUCCAUACCUUCCUUCCUUUCUUCCUCUUAUCCUCAUCCAUACCUUCCUUCCUUUCUUCCUCUUAUCCUCAUCCAUACCUUCCUUCCUUCCUUCCUCUUAUCAUCAUCCAUACCUUCCUUCCUUCCUUCCUCUUAUCCUCAUCCAUUCUUUCCUUUCUUUUUAUACAGACUUUCUUUCUCUCUUCCCUUUUCAUACUUACAUCUACUUUCUUCUUUUUUCAUAGACCCUAUUUCUUUUUUUCCUUCCCAUUUUACUUUCUUCCAUUCCUCCCUUCUCUUAGCCCCUCUUCCUUUCUUUCAUCUUUUCAUGUUUUCUUUCUUUUCUAAUCAGCCCUUAUUCCUUACUUUCCUCCUCUUCUUUUCAUCCCCCAUUCAACAACCGCCAUAG